This is a messenger RNA of Saccostrea echinata, 553 nucleotides long. RefSeq lists its product as uncharacterized. NCBI's taxonomy places the organism in Eukaryota, Metazoa, Mollusca, Bivalvia, Ostreida, Ostreidae. The coding region runs from base 1 to 549 and encodes 182 amino acids. Gene Ontology annotation, cellular component: plasma membrane. The record is from RefSeq and is a predicted model, not a curated record. The transcript is spliced from 3 exons.
AUGGCCUGUGGAGGCAAUUCCAAGUUCUUCAUAGUUGGUAACGUAUUCCUUCUUCUGGUCCCUAUAUUGGAUUUAAUAGGUGUGGCUACACCAUUUUGGAUCUAUGGUGAGAAGAGUGGACAGAAAAUCUCUUUAGGUCUGUGGACAGUUUGUGUUUCUGAAAAUAUAUCAGGCAGCGAAGUUUCCGGAUGCGUUGAAUAUAAGGAUAUUCUAGAUUGUAUCAAAGUAGUUCGAGGAUUUGGACUGCUUGGGAUUAUCAUUUCAGCCAUUGCUUUUAUUUUUGCCCUCCUCAAAAUUUGUUUCAAGGACAGUCUCUUCGUAUUGAUCAUUGCUAUCAUCUUGUCUUUUAUAUCUGCUGUGUGCACCGUUGUGUCUAUAGCAGUUUUUGCAGAAAACUACGAUGACUUGCUAAAGGACAGCAGCUUUGUCCACUUCAGCUUUUCAUUUGCUUUAUGUGCAGUUUCCAUCGUUCUCUCGGCUAUUGCUGGGAUUUGUAUGAUCAUUGAAAUAGCAAAGAGGUCUUCGUACACAACCAUCGAUGGACGCUAAGAAA